Molecule: messenger RNA, 645 nt
Organism: Closterium sp. Yama58-4
Lineage: Eukaryota; Viridiplantae; Streptophyta; Zygnematophyceae; Desmidiales; Closteriaceae
Source: the annotation of a GenBank genome assembly
AUGAACUUUCAGCCAUCGCAUUUUGUGUGCUGCAUCUGCACGACCUCGUUCAUCCUCUGUCCACUCCCCUCCUGUCAACUUUGCGCCUCUCUCCUUUUCCCCCGUCGCCCUCUCUUUCUCCCCUCCCUCUCGUCGCCCUCUCUUUCUCUCGCCUUCGCGCUCUCCCUCCCGUCGCCUUUCCGCCCUCCCUCCCAUCGCAUGUCCGCCCUCCCUCCCACGCCUGUCCGCUCUCCCUCCCGUCGCCUGUCCGCCCUCCCUCCCAUCGCCUGUCCGCUCUCCCUCCCAUCGCCUGUCCGCCCUCUCUCCCGUCGCCUGUCCGCCCUCCCUCCCGUCUCCUGUCCGCUCUCCCUCCCGUCGCCUGUCCGCUCUCCCUCACGCCGCCGGUCCGCUCUCCCUCCCGUCCCUUGUCCGCUCUCUCUCUCGUCGCCUUCGCGCUCUCUCUCUCGUCGCCUUCGCGCGUCGCCUUCGCGCUCUCCCUCUCGUCGCCUUCGCGCUCUCUUUCCUGUCGCCUUCGCGCUCUUCCUCCCGUCGCCUUUCCGCCGUCCCUCCCAUCGCCUGUCCACCCUCCCUCCCAUCGCCUGUCCGCUCUCCCUCCCGUCGCCUGUCCGCCCUCCCUCCCAUCGCCUGUCCAUCAGAAAAAUGUAA